UUCUGGAGGUCAGACGCCACGCAGAGACCUGGAGAAACAGCUGACCGGGGAGGAAAAAGCCCUGAGACCCGGUGACCCCGGGUUCUGUGCCCGGGCCCGGGUGCCGAUGCCCUCCAACAAAGACUACGUGGUCCGACCGAAGUGGAACGUGGAGAUGGAGUCGAGCAGGGGUCCCUUGAAGAAGGGAGUGUCCCGCGUAGAUAAACAGAUGCGUCGGUUUGCCGACGCUCGCCGCCUGACGAAGCCGGGUCACGCCGUGAAAAUCAGCGUGGAGGGAAACCGGAUGCCUCUCUGAUUUUUGUUUUAACCUCCAUAGGAUUUAUUUCUUGUUUUUUUUUUUUCUUUUAAAUGUGUUUAAAUGCUCCUGAACAAACCCAACGUCCCCCCCUCCCGUCCCCCCGCCCCCUCCUCAGGUCUGGCCCCGCCUCCUUUAAGCGCUGACGUCAGAGACUCAGUGUAAAGAUAAUAUGUAAACAUUGAAGGAACUCGUCAGGUCUUUGGGUAAAAACAAAACAUGAAUUUUUUUUCCAGAAUGAUCCUUUAAGAGCCGCUCUGAGACGCUAUCAACGUUAGCAUUUUGUUAAGAAGCUGUUAUGAUCUCUAACUCGCUGACAGAAGCUCCUGUUAGCAUCGUUAGCAUCGUUAGCAUCGUCAUCAGCUGAGCUUUCACUCCGCUCACUUUUCAAACCGUUCAAAGAAUCGAUGGAAACUCUCCGUCUUAUCACAGGAUUUCAGAUUCCAGUUAAAGGAAGAGUGACUUUUUGAUCCAGGAGGUGUCGCCCUUGAGCACUAAAACAAACUGCUGUUAGGCCACGCCUCCUCCAGAGACACACCUUCAACUCCCCCCCCCCCCAUGUUAGCGCUCUUUAGUUAGCUGUUCGGAGUCUAAACCCUCCACAGCGUUUCUCCUCACCGCCAUCUUUAAACUCCACAGAAGGUCGUGGUUUGAUUUAUUUGAUUGCAGGUAAAGAGUCCCUCCAUGAAAGUUACACUUAAGCGUUAAUAUUUCAAAAAAGGAGAUAAUGACUCGAUGUCGUAGAGGAUCAUUUUGGAGACAUGUCGUGUUUUUACCCAUAAAGAUAUAAAGUCACUGAGUGUUGGAUUUGAGAUGAAUCCCCCCCCCCCCUUCUUUUUUUUGUUUCUGGACUUGUCCUGCCUCUCCGCCUUUUUGUCCCCUCUCUGCUCCCGUAGCGGCUGUACAGAAGUCUGUGAACUGAGUUCAGAAAACGGGGGCGACGCACUGAACCUGCAGGAUCCAGUCUGGACUCUGGUCAGAGCCGGUGUGUUUGUAUGAAUCUGUCUGUCUGUCUGCACUGUUCAGAAAAUACUUUUCUUAAUAAAGACUCGACAGAAACUCAAA
Messenger RNA from Labrus bergylta (ballan wrasse), 1360 nucleotides. The record is from RefSeq and is a predicted model, not a curated record. Lineage: Eukaryota; Metazoa; Chordata; Actinopteri; Labriformes; Labridae.